ACAAAAAAAAAAAAAAAAAAAAUCAACAAUGGAAAUGGAAAUGGAGAAGAGCAAAGUGCAAAGACUAUUUGAUGCCUGUAACCAUGUAUUUACACAAAAAGAUCUCCCCACUUAUCAACAGAUUCUUUCUCUCAAAAAUCUCUUAGAUACAUUUGAAGCUGUUGAUGUUGGUAUCGAUGAAUUUAGGUUGCCUAGAUCUCCAAGUUCGAGCCCAGAAGAAGGUAACAAUAAGGACUUGAUUUUCGGGCAAGGAGUUGCUGAAAUAACUUACAUUCACAUCCAUGAAUGUGAUAGAUUCUCAAUAGGGAUAUUUUGCUUUCCAGCAGGAGCAAUAUUUCCUCUCCAUGAUCACCCUGGAAUGACUGUGUUUAGCAAGCUCCUUUAUGGAUCUAUGUAUGUAAAAGCUUAUGAUUGGUUGAAGGUGGACAAUUCUAGCUGCCGAACAAUUGGGGUAGCAAGGACAGUAAUGGAUGGGAUAUUAAGUGCACCAAUCGAACCAUCCAUUCUAUUUCCUAAAAGUGGAGGAAAUAUCCAUUCUUUCACUGCAUUGACACCCUGUGCUGUUUUGGAUGUGUUGUCCCCUCCUUACUCUGAAGACCAUGGCAGGCCUUCCACUUACUUCUCCCAAUAUCCCAUUCCUUCUCUAUCAGGUUACACAGUGCUUGAAGAGAUAGAGCUUCCAGGUGACCUAGUUGUCAUAGGAGCACCGUAUCUUGGCCCUUCCAUCGUGGACGCCAGCGAUGACAGAUCAGUCGAGCAGAACUAAUGUAUCAUAUGCAUACCCAUGCAUGUAGAUAUUUGUUUUGUUACCUUUUGUAUUUUUUUUUUUUUUCUUUCUGCCUUUAGAUCUACACAAGGAAUAUAUUACAAUAUGCUAUCUGCCAGUCCCGCGAUCAAUUACAAUUUCAAAUACAAAUUA
This is a messenger RNA of Jatropha curcas, 919 nucleotides long. RefSeq names its product plant cysteine oxidase 1. Lineage: Eukaryota; Viridiplantae; Streptophyta; Magnoliopsida; Malpighiales; Euphorbiaceae. The record is from RefSeq and is a predicted model, not a curated record. Gene Ontology annotation, molecular function: oxidoreductase activity, acting on single donors with incorporation of molecular oxygen, incorporation of two atoms of oxygen.